Knipowitschia caucasica is the source of this 258-nucleotide messenger RNA. The record is from the annotation of a GenBank genome assembly. NCBI's taxonomy places the organism in Eukaryota, Metazoa, Chordata, Actinopteri, Gobiiformes, Gobiidae.
AUGCGAACCCCCACUAGCAAUGUCAGCUGCACGCUCUCCGACAACCCCCCCUCGAGUCCCGACUGCUGCAUAUUUCGGGCAUCGCCAGCCCCACUCGGCCUUCUCUUCCUUCCCCCUCUUCAAUACCCUCGUACUGCUUCCCGGUGGUUUUUUAAUUUCCUCCCGGGGGGGGGGGGGGGGGGGGGGUGGAGGGGGGGGGGGGGGGGGGGGGGGGGGGGGGGGGGGGGGGGGGGGGGGAGGGGGGGGGGGGGGAGAUAA